Molecule: messenger RNA, 3680 nt
Organism: Corythoichthys intestinalis (scribbled pipefish)
Lineage: Eukaryota; Metazoa; Chordata; Actinopteri; Syngnathiformes; Syngnathidae
Product: insulinoma-associated protein 2
Exons: 1
Coding region: 51-1595 (514 amino acids)
Biological process (GO): regulation of cell cycle process; negative regulation of transcription by RNA polymerase II; neuron differentiation
Cellular component (GO): transcription repressor complex; nucleus
Molecular function (GO): DNA-binding transcription repressor activity, RNA polymerase II-specific; RNA polymerase II cis-regulatory region sequence-specific DNA binding
Source: RefSeq, a predicted model, not a curated record
CGUGCUCUUUCUCGCCCGGUGGUGCCACGAGCAUCAUCAUCACGACCACCAUGCCUCGAGGAUUCUUGGUAAAGAGGACUCGGCGAGGUGCGGCGUCGUAUCGACCGCGCAAAAGCAACAAACUCACCCAGUUUGAUGAUAUCCAUACCCACCACCGGGAGGCUGAAGUGAGUGAACCUGAGCCGGUGAAGAAAAACCACGUGUGGGGCGUCCCGAGCCCCGACGUGGCGCCCCCGCCGGCGCCCCGCGAGGACUCCGCAGGUGUCAACGAAGUGUGGAAUCUUCACGUGGAGUCGGCAGUAGAGGCAGAAGCCGACCGCCGCGCGCAGUUGCCGGACCCCGAAGUGGACGUUGCCACCCCCGCGGGUGACUUCUCCUGCUUCCUCCCUCCUCCAUUAAGAGAAGCCCUUAGCGCCAAACUCGAGGAGCCGCGCGGCGAUGGAGAAAAGACACAGACAUUCACAGACAUGUGCUUAUCCUCAUCUCCGGAGACAGAUUUGCCGUUUUUGGUGAGUUCAACGCUGACGUCGAUGCGAGUAACAACCCCCAACACGCAUUUUUCUUCUUACGGUCCAAUUCCGAAAUACGAGUCCGACAUGGCGCGCUUGUUCCCGCCGCUUAUUAACCACGCAGGUGUGAGAAAACGCUCUCUCCCGGAGUCGAAUAGACCCAACAAAGUCAAAGGAAAAGUGAAUAGGAAGCUUACUUUCGAGGACGAAGUGACCACCUCUCCGGUUUUAGGUCUGCGCAUCAAGAAGGAAGGGCCGGAAGCAGCGAGGCGACAACACCGCGACAAGUCGUCCGGAAGUCAACCGCUCGGGGAGUUCAUCUGCCAGCUUUGUAAGGAGGAGUACGCCGACCCUCUCUCCCUCGCUCAGCACAAGUGUUCACGUAUCGUACGCGUGGAGUACCGCUGCCCCGAAUGCGACAAAGUGUUCAGCUGUCCCGCCAACCUGGCCUCGCACCGCCGCUGGCACAAGCCGCGCCCGGUUGUCACCGACCCGACCGGAAGUCAGUCUCCCUCGGCGAAUAAACUCGAGGCGGACGGGAGGGAAAACGAGUCGAUGCGUGGAGUCAAUCAGCACCGAGCGGCGCGGGACAGCUCCGCGGCCCCAGAUUCCUCCUCGCCCCAUUACCCGCACGACACAACUCCGCCGGGUUUGUUCGUGUUCAACUCGUACGAGCCUCUAGAGUUUAGCCACGAGGAAGAAGAGGAAGCCGAGCUCUACGAUUGUCGCUACUGCGGGAAAAAGUUCCGUCGGCAAGCUUACCUGAAGAAGCACAUGGCGGCGCACGAGAUGGCGACUUCCAGCCGCCAGGUCGUGUUCGUGUGUCACCUGUGCGGCGCUCGCUUCCCGUCGGCCGACGUCCGGGACAAGCACCGCGUGUGGCACGCCAUGCGGGACGAGCUCCUAGGAAGAGACGGCUUCGUGGCGGAGGGAUACGGCAUGAAUAGGGAGCGCGAGCAGCAAAUCUUCACGUGCAAACUUUGUUCCGCUACCUUCUUCAGUUCACCGGGGCUCGCGAGGCACAUGAAUAAGUCUCAUCCCGGAGAGAACAUGCACGUCAUCAUGCACAUGGCCGUCACGAACUGACACGUCCCCGUUUUUACUUGCGAUCACUGUAUUUUUGGAAGAUGUGACCAGAAUUAGUCUAUAUCCGGAAUCUAACGCAGCAGUAAGUCGCCCAGAUAGCAGAACGACGUUGAAAAGAUGUUGGAUCAACAUUCCGCUGUCGAUCUUAUAUCGUUGAAUGAAUCAACGUCACUUUUGCACCCUCAAUUAAUGUCGUUUCAACGUUGAAAUCCUUACAAAACCUAAACGAUUAUUAGUAAUAUUGGAAAAACGCUGAAUCAGUGUUAUGUUUUCGACCAAAACACCCGCUCAUCCAUAAUUCAAUGACUUUUCAAUCAUAUUUCCCGGUCAAUCAUAAAUAAACUAUUUGUCAACAUUAGUUCAUCAACUAUAAAACAAUGUUAACCCAACCAUCGCCUGACAUAGGACGUCUCUUGACGUCGAAAAUUUCGAUGUCAACCAUACUGAUCAUUUUGAUGGAAAAUCAACCUUUAUUCAAUGUCGAUCUGCUAUCUAGAUUUUUUUCUUUGGUAUGAAAACCACUUCCAGACAAUAAAAAUAAAGCAGUUGAAUUAGGGGUGGGGAAAAAAACCUUUCAAAUCCGAUCGGCAUUCUCAUAAAUCCUGUCUCUAAUCUAGUGCAAGUGUUGGAUCUGCAAAUUUACAUUUUAUUAGGAACUGUUUGCAUUAUUUCCUCCCUGACCCACUGUCAACAAAUCCACUGCCAUUGACAGUUAUAAACAUAAUUCAAUUUCAAAUGAGAUGUAUAGCAUUGAGUGAUCAUGUUUCACUGUCAUUGACGGCGAUAGACGUCCAAUCCGAUUUGACUGGUUCAUUCAGUCGUCCCUCCCAGGAAAAUGGAUUAGACAUCUAGCUGCGCCAAUUGCGGCCAAUGAGCUAAAUAAGGCAAACACCCCCCAAAAAACAAAACAAAAAAAAAUAAAAAUUGGCACUCCAACGCUAUAACAAUAAAAGUCAAACCAAUACUCUGACAGUAUAAAUCAAACUGUCCACAAUUACAAUUACCUGACAGAUUCUUUUUUUAAAAAUCUGCCACUAUUUAUAAUUAGAAAAAUGAAUGAUGAACUAUCCGUGGUGCUGAAAGUACAUUUGUAGGUUUAAUAAAAGCCAAACAGAAGCCAAGAAACAAAAAAGUGUUUUUAUUUUUGAAAAGUACUUAUAAUGUAUACAUAUAAUAAAUACAUAUAAUUUUGUUUUGUUUCUUUAUAAUGCCAUUGUUUUUCGUUUCUUGUUCAUUUGAAUUGGACUGGCGAGCAUGGCGCUUUCAUUGUGGAAACGUUUAUCAAAACCAACAAAUCUGUAACCGCAACACAACGAGUGCUCUGCUUGCUCUUCAAUCUUGGUAGACAUGAUCCCGUAUCAGCUCGAACCACGAUGUUGUUAUGGGUUACCAACUUCGGAGCUACAGGAUCUGCAUUGAAAUGAAAAUCAACCGGCCGGCUUUGCACGGCCAAAACUCAAGGUAAUGUGGUAGUGGUAAUAACAUUAAUAGUAAUUAAUUAGUAAUAACAUGAUAAUAACUGAUCCCGUAUGAAUAAUUUAAUUUUAAAAACCUAAUGAAACAAAACGGGAUUAUAUGUACUUUUAAAAAAUAAAACUAUUAUUAUUUUUUUUUACUUUAGUUGGUUUUUAUUAAACCUACAAAUGUGUCAGAUCAUUUUGCCUGACACAUGACUGCUUUAUAUAGGUUCCUUCACAAGUUUGAUAUCAAAUACUAGAUACCAUCUUUAUUGUCAUAUCUAUCUCACCCAUUGUAUAUUAACAGAACACAUGAUUACACAACAAAUGCUGUGAAGUACACAGAUUAUACUUUAUGUCAUGCGACUUGAACAAUUGACCAUCCAAGAUGUUAAGAUUUUUUCAGUACCUAGGAUGGAAAUGUAAUACUGUAAAAUACCUUUUAUAUUACACAUGGCAAUUGACAUGGGCAUCAAAUAUUUUCGUACAGAAAUGGAAUUUUACAUUCAUUCCUAUAGUAUUAUGUCUAAUGAGUAUAAACUACUGUUUAAACACCUAAUAAAAUCAUUUUUGGCGCCCAAUAUUUGAGUAAUUUAAUGCAGUUUGUAUACUGUAUUUUGAUAUGUUU